AAAUUACUCUAUAAUUUUUGAACGAUUGAAUGAUUAUGAACAUUCUUAGAUCUCUGAUAUUUCUUAGUUUUAUAUGUGGAUAUUUAGCGUUUAAGUUACUUAGCAAUACAACCAACCCAAAUGUGCUAGUAGAAACAACAAAAGGAUGGGUUCUGGGAAAGGAAACAAAAACUGUUAAUCUAGGAAACACAUAUGUACACUUUGCCGGGAUUCCCUAUGCCAAACCUCCCGUAGGAGAUCUAAGAUUUGCUCCUCCUGUACCAAUUGAACCGUGGGAAGAGAUUCUGGAUGCCACGAAAGAAGGAAAUGUCUGUGUACAGUUCGAUAUUGGUAAUGAGGACUGCCUAACCAUUAACAUCUACGUACCUCAGCGUAGCAAUUCAGACAUAAAACCCUUACCAGUAAUAUUUUACAUUCAUGGAGGAUUUUUCUUAUUUGGAAAUGGCGGGUAUGUAUACCAACCACCAGAUUAUUUCAUAGAAGAAGAGAUAAUAUUUGUAACCUGUAACUACAGGCUAGGUAUUUUUGGUUUUCUUUCGACUGAGGAUGAUGCAUCUUAUGGGAACUGGGACUAAAAGAUCAAAUUUUGGCCUUGCAAUGGGUUAAAGAUAACAUCCAGUUCUUCGGUGGUGAUAAGAAUUCCAUUACUAUUAUGGGGCAAAGUGCGGGAUCUUGCAGCGUUAAUUACCUCGUACAAUCAUCAAAAGCUAAAGAUUUCUUCCACAAAGCCAUAAUGCACAGCGGUACCAGCCUGACCAUCUGGUCUUUUGUUACUGAGCCUAGAAAAAUUGCUUUCAUCAUGGGAAAUUUGCUAGGAAUAGAUACUACGGACUCCAAAGAACUGGUACAAAGGCUCAGAGAAAUGAACGCUUCUACCUUGAGCUUCAUGUCAACCGUAAUAAACAUAGUGUUGGAAUUUAUAUAUGAUCCAAAAAACGGGCUGAUGUUUGCUCCCACUAUAGAACCGUACCAUGAAGGGGCUGUUUUGACGGAACGAAGCUAUGAAAUCCUAGCUGCAGGAAAAUUCAAUAAAGUGCCAGUUUUGAUGGGGUUUGUAUCUCAGGAAGGUGCCGAUAUUUACCAAUCUUUUAAUAAUAUAAGGCCCUACCUCUUUAUAUAUGACCUUUUUCGAGAAAAACUGCUACCUAAAAACUUAAACAUAUCAAAAUCUGUACAGAAAGCUGCAACAGAUGAAGUUUGGACGCAGUGUAUUAACGGUUCUUUAGGUUUCAGUACUACAGAUCUUAUUCGGUUCAUUACUGAAGAUCAGUUCGUGAGACCAAUAGUGGAAACGGCACGACUGAUGGCACAGCACACUGAUGUUUAUUUUUAUAGGUUUUCUUAUUUGGGAGAAGGUCUGGAGGAAGAUGGACCUGGAAUAGGAAAUUCUCAUGGUUAUGACCUAUAUUACCUGUUUUAUUAUGAUACUCCAAAUCAAACAGCUACAGAUAUAUUAACAAGAAGAAGAAUGAUACGUAUGUGGAAAAACUUCGCUACAACCUCUAAUCCUACUCUGAAAGACAAAGAUCUAAAUCCUGACCAAACAAUUUGGCCAAUAUAUAAAGAAAAUGGUACUUACUUCAACAUAGGAGAGAAGUUAACACAGAGAACAAGUCUAAGAGCCUAUCGAAUCCAUUGGUGGAACUAUAUAUAUAAUAAAUAUGGUACUCGCCCUUUUUCCACUUACUAAAGAAUUACUGAAAGUACAAAAACCAGC
This is a messenger RNA of Diabrotica balteata, 1717 nucleotides long. The record is from the annotation of a GenBank genome assembly. Lineage: Eukaryota; Metazoa; Arthropoda; Insecta; Coleoptera; Chrysomelidae.